This is a messenger RNA of Cucumis sativus (cucumber), 1934 nucleotides long. RefSeq names its product probable pectate lyase 7. Gene Ontology annotation, molecular function: pectate lyase activity. NCBI's taxonomy places the organism in Eukaryota, Viridiplantae, Streptophyta, Magnoliopsida, Cucurbitales, Cucurbitaceae. The coding region runs from base 239 to 1564 and encodes 441 amino acids. The record is from RefSeq and is a predicted model, not a curated record. The transcript has 4 exons.
GGAAAAAAAAGGAAAAAAAAACAAAGGUUUGGUUCAUUUUAAUUUUGGUCUGGCAAGGUCUUGAAUAAAGUAGGUCUUUUUUACCUAUUUGGGGUUCUUUCUUAGACCUUGACCAGCCCAAAAAGCUUGCUUUUUAGUAAGAACCUAAAAAAAAAAGAGUUUUUCUUUCUACAUAUAAAAUAAGAAAGGUCCUUUUUUGUUUGAUUUUUUUAUUGGGUCUUCGUCCAGAAAAAGGAGAAUGAUGACAGGUUGUAAAAUUAAAGUUGUGAUGGUUUUGGUUUCAAUGGCUGUUCUUAUGCCAACUCUUAGAGCUGGUAUUGCUGAGUUUGAUGAUUUUUUGCUCCAGAAGUCUGAAGAAGCUAAACAAGCUUCUCUUGAAGCUUUCCACCCUGACCCCAUGAAUGUCACUGACCAUUUCAAUCAACAUGUUCAUCUAGCUUUGGAGGGGAUAGAGGGAAGCAAUAGCACCAGGAGGAGCCUAUCCAAAUACAACGGGCCCUGCUUGGCUACAAAUCCAAUUGAUCGUUGCUGGCGUUGUGACCCAAAUUGGGCCAAGAACCGUAAGAAGCUUGCCAAAUGUGUGCUUGGUUUCGGCAGAAAAACCACUGGUGGCAAAAAGGGACGUAUCUACGUUGUGACUGAUCCAUCAGAUAACGAUGUUAUUAAUCCUAGGCCUGGAACCCUUAGAUAUGGCGCUCUUCAAAAGAAACCUUUAUGGAUCAUUUUUGCGCGUAGCAUGAUUAUUAGGCUAUCCAAGGAGCUGAUGAUUACUAGCCACAAGACAAUCGAUGCUCGUGGUGCCAAUGUUCACAUUGCCUACGGUGCUGGUCUUAGCAUUCAAUUCGCUCGGAAUGUAAUCAUCCAUGGCCUUCGCAUCCACCAUGUCAUCUCAACUGGCGGUGGCAUGAUCCGCGACACUGCCAACCAUGUCGGUCUUCGAACAGUUAGUGAUGGAGACGGUAUCUCCAUCUUUGGAUCAACCAACAUCUGGCUCGAUCAUCUCUCCAUGUCUAAUUGCCAAGAUGGACUUAUCGACGCAAUCCAAGGCUCUACUGCAAUCACCAUCUCAAACUCUCAUUUCACUCAUCACAAUGAUGUGAUGCUGUUUGGUGCAAGUGAUUCAUAUCAAGGCGACUCGAUCAUGCAAGUGACCGUCGCAUUCAACCAUUUUGGAAAGGGAUUAGUGCAGAGAAUGCCAAGAUGCAGAUGGGGUUUCUUCCAUGUCGUCAACAAUGAUUACACUCACUGGCUCAUGUACGCCAUUGGUGGCAGUCAACAUCCCACCAUUAUCAGUCAAGGAAACCGUUUCAUUGCCCCACCCAACCCUGCUGCACGACAGAUCACAAAUAGAAACUAUGCAACAGAGAGUGUAUGGAAAACAUGGACAUGGAGAUCGGAAGGGGAUUUGAUGAUGAAUGGAGCUUAUUUCGUUCAGUCCGGGAAUCCAAGCAAACGAAGACCAUACAGCAGGUUCGACAUGAUAAAGGCUAAGCCUGGCACUUUUGUUAGAAGGCUGACUCGCUUCUCUGGCUCACUCAACUGUUAUGUUGGUCGCCCAUGCUAAUCAGAACAGAACAGACCAACAACAAAACCAAAUUUUAAUUUUAUUUUCAAACUUUAAUUUAAUUCACUAUUUUACAACCAAAAAAACACCAAUCAUGGCGAAGAAUAAGAGAAACGUAGAGGAUGAGAAAACAGCAAAAAUGGAAUCUUUCAAAAAACCAAUCUUCUGCAAAGGGAAGAAGAUUAUGAACAAUGCAACUGGAAGAAGGCCUGAAGAAAGAAACUUUCUUUCAUUUUUUUAAAUUAUUUAGACGAUUUGUUAUUGUUGUUGCUCAUUUCUAUCAGUUGCUUGUACUAUUCAUUCACUUUGAUUUGGUUAUAAGAGACAAUUUCAUUUCCCUUUAUUAAAAUAUUGAUCUAUUUUCAUUUUA